Trichomonas vaginalis G3 is the source of this 477-nucleotide messenger RNA. RefSeq lists its product as uncharacterized. The record is from RefSeq and is a predicted model, not a curated record. NCBI's taxonomy places the organism in Eukaryota, Parabasalia, Trichomonadida, Trichomonadidae. The annotation marks the transcript as partial. The transcript has a single exon.
AUGCUUUCAAUAGAAAAAGAAAAUUCAAGAGUUGCUACAACUAAACCAUUAGAUGAACUUUUUACGAAUGUCGGUCAAAAGUUUGAGACAGAGACCGUAAAGCAUGAAGGCUAUCGUUUUGACUACCCACUAAGAUGGUUAAGAGACCCAUCUGUCACAAAAGCUAUUGGCUUUCGUAGAAUGAAGUUCAUUUCAGAAGCCAUACAUGGUUUCCCAUUUACGGUCGCUUUUGAAGUUCGAUACUAUAACAAAGAAAAACGUACGUAUGAGAAAUUUGAACAGGGAAAACUUUUACAAGUGAAUUUGCUUGUAAACUUAGAAACAACUCUUCAAGCUUUUCAAGAAAAAAUAAACGAUAUCUAUAUCGAAUAUGCAAACCAGUUUAACAUUGACGAAGGAGAGUACCAUCUCGAUAUUUUAUAUGACAGGAAAAAUGCAACUGUUAAAAUCAAUAGAAUAGAAGACCUUGGAGAAGAC